Molecule: messenger RNA, 3157 nt
Organism: Leptopilina heterotoma
Lineage: Eukaryota; Metazoa; Arthropoda; Insecta; Hymenoptera; Figitidae
Product: elongation of very long chain fatty acids protein AAEL008004-like
Exons: 6
Coding region: 919-1899 (326 amino acids)
Biological process (GO): fatty acid elongation, saturated fatty acid; fatty acid elongation, monounsaturated fatty acid; very long-chain fatty acid biosynthetic process
Cellular component (GO): endoplasmic reticulum membrane
Molecular function (GO): fatty acid elongase activity
Source: RefSeq, a predicted model, not a curated record
CCCUAUCAUCGUACCUAGCUGUUUCCUCGCCUCGUUUCGCAUUUCCGCCUGUGAUUUAUUUAUUUUCUUUCUUUUUUGUUUUGAGGCAAAGCACAAUUGUAAACCGGGCAUUAUUUUUUUUCCUCUGUGAAUAUCGGUUGUGAUUGUAGCUGUGUGACGAGUAACGUAGUAAUUUAAAGGAAUCCUUCUCUCUCUCUCUCUUGCACCGUUACAUUUGUGCGUGGAACGAAGAAUGGUUGGUGUGUGAGAACGUUGCUGGUGCGCUCGCGUGCGAAAAAACGAAAGAGGGGCGAGGCGACAAGCGAGUUUCGUGGUCACGACACAACAGGGAAGGAGGGCACACGAUCUGUACGAAAAUCGGCCGAUAGACCAUCGCCGCUAAAAACGCGGGGACGUCAGUCGAGCACGACCGCGUGUCGGGAAAUCAGUUACUUGUGUUUAAUAAAAAUUCCCCUCCCUCCCAUAUAUAUAUAUAUAUUCUUUUCUCGGAAAAAAAAAAGUUAAACCCAGAGAGUUUAAUCAAUAGAAAAAUUUUCAUUAUCUCACGUGACAAAGAGGAAUAAAAUUCCUCGUGAAGAUAAGAAAUAAGAAGUAUUUCAAGUGUAAAUAUCAAAAUUUUUAGCCGGCGAAAUAUUCUCCAUCUCUUGACUAAAUAAAAGCACUAGUGCCAACAUUAUUAUAGUGUUUCUCUUGCCAAUCCGGCAACACGCGGUCGAGCAGCCGAAUUUUCUCUCUAAAAAAAAUUAUUUUUUAUCGAUGUGUUCGACGCUCUGGCUCAAAAUCGAGGACAAACCUCGUCAACGUGUUUAACGUGACGUUUUUUUAACAAAGUUUAUGUGCCCAGACAGGUGACAGGAGAAGUGACUUUAGUCCAGGAAACUAGGGGAAGAGGACAAAAGGAAACAGAAAAACGACAAGAUGACGAUUAUAUGGGCGGAUUUAGUGCACAGUUACAAGGAUCUUAUGGACAACAGGUCCGAUCCCAGGGUGAAUAGUUGGGCUAUGAUGAACAGUCCAUUUCCAACAAUGGCUAUUUGUCUAUCGUACGCUUAUUUCAGUAAAGUCGUAGGACCGAGACUGAUGGAAAAUAGAAAGCCCUUCGAUCUACGAAGGAUAUUAAUUUUCUACAACCUCGUACAGACUUUGUUCUCCUCAUGGAUAUUUUACGAGUACUUAAUGAGCGGCUGGGCGAAAGGCUACAGUUUGCGAUGUCAACCAGUCGAUUACUCAAAUAAUCCUUUAGCUGUUAGAAUGGCGAACACGUGUUGGUGGUAUUACUUUAGCAAGUUCACCGAAUUUUUCGACACGUUCUUCUUCAUAUUAAGAAAAAAGAAUCAACAUGUGUCAACAUUACACGUAAUUCAUCAUGGUGUGAUGCCUUUUUCCGUAUGGAUGGGAAUGAAGUUUGCACCAGGUGGUCAUAGCACAUUCUUCGCUCUCUUAAAUACGUUCGUUCACAUUAUCAUGUAUUUCUAUUACAUGGUGGCCGCUAUGGGUCCAAAAUACCAAAAAUACAUUUGGUGGAAAAAGUACCUCACGACAUUGCAAAUGUUCCAAUUUGUACUGAUCAUGACCCACCAAUUCCAACUAUUAUUUACCGAAUGCGAUUAUCCACGUUCAUUCAUGAUUUGGAUUGGUCUCCAUGGUUUCUUAUUUUUGGGUCUGUUCUCUGACUUUUACAAGACAAAAUACACCAUAGUUCCAUUAAAGAGGUCGCAUCAAAAUGGCAUAUCUUCAAAUGGCGCGUGCAUGCCAGUUUUGGACGAUCCAAUAAAGCCAAAGCAAAAUGGCAUCUCGUCAUAUGCCACAAUUUACAGUAAAGAAUACAAUAGUUGUUACAGCAAUGGUACCAAUAAUGGAUAUGUUGCGAACAAUAAUACGGAGAAGAAACUUGCCUAAAGGUUGCUCCGUCCCAAAAAAAGAAAAACAAAAAACAAAGCGAGUGAAAAAAGAAAAACAAGUUUCUUUUUUUUUUACUGCGUGUCUCAUUUGCUGUGCCACGCAUCAAAUUCCAAAUGGCUGAUUCGCACAAGAAUGAUGAUGAUGAUGAUGAUGAUGAUAAUGAAGAAGAAGAAAUUUCAAUAUUUAAACGAGCGCUCCUUGCCAAUGCCGCGAAACUGCGACAAUAGUGAGAUGCUCACUUUUUUUGCACAUACAUUUACUUUUCUUUUUAAUUUCCGCAAAGGAUUUUUCGUUUUUAUCCGCAAUUUCUAUCUUUUUUUUUCUCUAUAAAAGUGUAUAAAAUAAAUUUUUAAGUGAAACGCAUUUACGAAUUUGCCAUUUGUCUAGUCUUGUAAACCAAAAUUUUUUUCUUUUUUUUUUAAUCUAACGCAACACACCAAUAAUGUGAUGAACAAUCUCGUAAAUUUUUAAAAGUGGAAAAUAAUGUAAAAAAAGGCCAAUGUCCAUUUGGGCUCUUACAUUGCAACAUAUUUUCUCUCCUUUUUUCAAUUCAAUAGAGCGAAACAAACUAUUAAAAAAAAUUUUAAUAAAAAAAAAUGACACUGUCUACUAAAUAAAUAUAUUUAAUUUCCUUCGACCUCUUUUUUUUUCUCGCCCCGUGGCUGAAAAUUGCCUUCAGGCCAUUGGAAAUUUAAAUUUCUUACUUACGACAUUUUUCAAACCUGUUGGCGCAUUUUUUUAAAUAUUAAUACAACAAAUGGUGGGAUUUAUUCUAUCAUCAAAUAAAAUAUUCAACUUAAAAAUUCUAGACCCUGUGAAAAUAUUUAGAGUCUUAAUAUUUUUCCUUUUCCUUGAUAAAUUCCACAAUAGCUCAAAAUUUUUUUUUUUUGUAAGUUGAUGAUGAUAAAAAUUAAUUUCUCGAUCUCGUUUUAAUUAAAACAUUCUUCCUAUUGUGCAUUUCUCUCUACGGAUAAGCUCAAAGUAAAAAAAUUCUUUGAUAUUUAUACAUGAAAUUUUUCUACUGAAUAAUCGUACGAAUAAUUUUUAAGUAGAUGUCGAUUUUACAACUUUAAAAAAAAAAACAUGGGCGCUGGCAAGGAACGCAGUUUGAAAAAAAGGGACUGAGAGUGAGCGCACAAGUGAAAAAAACGCGAAGUUCGUAACUUCAAGAAGCUUUUUCCCAAGAGCUCGCCUAAUUUUUAUUCAGUCAUAAAAAGACUAUGUUUCUAAUAAUUGUCCCGAAUGUGUUCAAAAA